AUGUCGACGGCAAGCAACACUACCAUGGCAGCGCCAGAACGCACUGGCAGCAAGGCAGACGACGCUCCGCACCAACACCACGCAGGAGCCGCAGAUUCGGAGAAGAACCUCUCGGAUGAAGAAAAAGUGACCAUCAAGCCACAAGAGCAAAAUGACGACGACUACCCGCAGGGAUUGACACUAUUCUUCCUUACCUUGGCUCUGGCCCUGGGCAUGUUCAUGAUGGCCUUGGACAAUACCAUCGUUGCGACCGCGAUUCCCAAAAUCACCGACGAGUUUCACGGCCUCUCCGACGUCGCCUGGUACGGCUCUGCCUACUUCAUGACCGCCGGCGGCUUCCAGCCGCUCUGGGGCAAGGCCUAUAAGUACUUCCCCCUCAAGACCACCUACCUCGUUGCCUUCUUCAUCUUCGAGCUCGGCAGCCUCGUCUGCGGCGUUGCCCCGACCUCCACCGGCUUCAUCGUCGGCCGAGCCGUCGCCGGCGUUGGCGCCGGCGGCAUCGGCUCCGGAAGCUACACCCUCCUCGCCUUCGCCGUGCCCCCGCGCCGCCGGCCCCUCUACACUGGCAUCAUCGGCGCCUCCUACGGCGCCGCCUCGGUCGUCGCCCCGCUGAUCGGCGGCGUCUUCGCCGACCGCGUCACCUGGCGCUGGUGCUUCUACGUCAACCUGCCCAUCGGCGCCGUCUCCGGGGCCAUCAUCCUGCUCUUCUUCCGCACGCCGGCGCUCGCGAAGCCCGCGGUGGCAACGCGCCGCGAGAAGGCGCUGCAGAUGGAUCCGGUGGGCGUGGCGCUCGCGAUGGGCGCGGUGAUCGCGUUCGUGCUCGCCAUGCAGGCCGGCGGGCAGACGGACCCGUGGAGGUCGUCCAAGGUGGUCUGGCUGCUCGUCGGGUUCGUCUUGAUCGUCGCGGCAUUUGUGGGCUGGGAGGUGUACAGCGGCAGCCGGGCCAUGGUCGAGUCGCGGCUGAUGAAGAUGAACUUUGUCUGGGUCAAUGCCGCAUACUCGUUCCUGGUGGUGGCGUCCUUCUUCACAAUCGUCUACUUUUUGCCCGUCUACUUUCAGAGCAUCGACAACGUCAGCCCCAUCAUGUCAGGGGUCAGGAACAUUCCAUUCAUCCUGGCGGCCAUCAUUGGAAGCGUCCUCGUGGGAGCGAGCAUAGCCAGCAAUGGCAUCUCUACGCCGCUGAUGGCUGCGGGAGCAGUGCUCGGGACCGUUUCCUGCGGGCUACUCUAUACCUUCGAUAUAGGCACUCCAAUGGGCAAAUGGAUUGGGUUUCAAAUUCUUGCUGGAGCAGCGUAUGGCGGUGCAUUCCAGAUUCCCAUUAUCCAUGCACAAGGCACAGCAAAGCCAGAGGAUCUAUCCGCCAUCACUGGCAUCAUAAUGUUCUUUCAAACACUAGGUGCCGCAAUGGUGCUUUCUUCAGCACAAGCCGCUUUCGCCAAUAGACUGAUCCAAGUCGUGACGGCUGCGGUCCCGAGCAUCCAACCAGCGGCUCUACUGGCCACGGGAGCGACACAGAUCAGAGUUGUCUUUCCUCCCGACCUGCUUCCUACUAUCCUUGCCGGUUACAUGGCUGGUAUCAAGGUUGCAUUUGCUAUUACCAUCGGUGCCACCGGAUUGGCGCUUUGUUUUCUGCCCUUCGGAGACUGGAAGCGCCUAGAUCCAAAAGCUUUGGAGAGUGUUGGAGCAGCUGUUUGA
Molecule: messenger RNA, 1695 nt
Organism: Cordyceps fumosorosea ARSEF 2679
Lineage: Eukaryota; Fungi; Ascomycota; Sordariomycetes; Hypocreales; Cordycipitaceae
Product: Major facilitator superfamily domain, general substrate transporter
Exons: 3
Coding region: 1-1695 (564 amino acids)
Biological process (GO): transmembrane transport
Molecular function (GO): transmembrane transporter activity
Source: RefSeq, a predicted model, not a curated record